CGGCUGUCAGCUGAUAGUCCCUUGCUUUUGCUUUCCAAAACCUAUUUCGAUUCGAUUUUCGCGAAGAAAACGUCAGGCACCAUUCAACAUGGGCUCGAAAUACGCGAUCAAGAGCUAGUUAUAGCUGAAAUAUUGCUCUAAUUGUAGUGUUAUCGUUAUUAUAGUUUCAUUUCACAUGUACGUUGUGUAACUCUUCAAUUAGUCGAAAAUGGAUACGUUUAUCACAGGAUACCUCAGUUAUGGCGUUUGUUGAUCACUAAAAAAUUUCAUUCGGUUGAUAAUUUUCUUUUUAUUUGAUGUCCGUUUUUCGUUCGUGAUCGUCUGUUUCGUUCGCGUUUACGUGUUGACUCGAAAUGGUGAAGGAGAAGCCAAAUUCGAUCCGGAUCUACGAUGAGGAAGGUUUCCGACGCCGUGCGGCUUGUAUAUGCGUGCGAUCCGACGCCGAAACGGAGGUGUUGCUAGUGACAUCAUCUCGGCGGCCGGACAACUGGAUAGUGCCGGGCGGCGGCGUGGAGCCCGAAGAGGAGCCGUCGGUGACGGCCAUGCGGGAGGUGCUUGAGGAGGCCGGCGUCAUCGGCAAGCUCGGCCGCUGUCUCGGCGUCUUUGAGAACCGUGAACACAAGCACCGUACUGAAGUGUACGUGAUGACGGUCACCCAAGAGCUGGCCGAGUGGGAGGACGCGCGCCUCAUGGGCCGCAAGCGGCAGUGGUUCUCCAUCGACGACGCGCUGGCCCAGCUGGCGCUGCACAAGCCCAUCCAACGGCACUACCUGCAGCAGCUCCGACGCAGCCGGAAGCCGGACCCCGACGGGAGCUAAGCUGUGUCAUGACAGGUUUUUGUGAUGUUCGCUGUCGCCUCCCGCACCUCGCCAUUUUGACCUUCGAAACUAGACAAUUUGACACUAGAGUACGAACUGCGAAUACGUUGAUCGUUCUUUAAAAUCCAUAAACUCCGUGAUCUUGUGAAGUACCAUGUCAUGACUAUAUAGGGUUUAGACUUUAUACAUACAGUGCUAAAAGUUAAAAUUUGUCUGAAAAUGAUGAUGCCAGCGGACUUAGGAUUUUAAGUUUGGUUUAUAGUACAUUGGUAUACUGUCUCUUAAAUUGUUUUUUGGCAUUAUAAAGAACUAAGCACGUGGUUGUAAACAGGCAGAAGUAUCUAUUAGGGUAUCUAGUGUCUUGAUAUCUUGUAACUUGUUAGGUUAGAAUGGGGCGGUCCUGGGAGGCGUGACUUUCGUAUUAUACAUUGUAGAUGCCGCAUAUUUUAAUCUUCUACAAUACUAUUUUAGCAGUGUUGGCUUUCGAUUUGUCCUAGUUUUACACCAGUAAUUGUAUUUAUUAUAAUCAUAACACCUAUUUUAUUUAUGAAUAGACACCUGUUAAGUAAUCAUCUCAAAACAGCUUAAUGUAUGGGCAAAGUCGUAUAAAUAUUUUUGGCACUUUGUACGUGUCGAUUUUUAAUACCUUGACUGAACACAGAACGGGGCGCCUCGCGAGUAAAAUGCUGCGUGAGGCAACGCGGUCUGUGAAAAUGCCACGCCCGAGUUAUUUCUAACACGUGCGUUUGUGUGCGUGUCUAUUUAAGUGAAAAAUGCUGAAAUAAAGUUCACUAGAUGUCGCUUCUACAUCGAAUGAUACUCCCAUAAGCUAUGUCCACACUGAGCCUGUUUACGACAAACAAAAACAUGCGCCAUAUCACUUUCAACAUAACAUAAACAUGUCGUCACUUACCGUGCGCACAGGUAAACACAACUCUAACAUUAUGGCAUAAAUAUUGUCUAAGUAACGUUCAAAAAUAAUACCUAAAUGAAAUAUAAAUUGCGAAGUGCUUGGUAAAAAUGAGACCAUACGUGGGUCAAUUUGACAAAUGUGACGUUUUCAACCAAAAGGUACCACAUUGUCGCUUGUCGAUAAGGUUGAUUUCAAAUUGAAGCUGGAAAUAGCGCCUUAUUGACAACCGACAAUAAGUACCCUUUUGGAUGAAAAUGACACAAAUGUCAACUGGCCCAUGACUGAAAGCCGGGUGCCAUAGUCGUGCACAUAGCCCAUUGGUGAGUGACGUUUUUGAAUAUUACGAAUGCAGUGAAAAACUGAACUGUUCUUUUUUUAAGGUAAGGAUAGAUCCCUAAGCCAACACUUUCAUAAUCGACCGAUAUAGGGAUGGGUAUGAGAUUAUUGUUAUUUUAUUAUGGCGCCCAGUUUGUAUGGAUAUACUGUCCUAUACGAAUGACAAAUGUAAUUCUAAUGUGAAACUAUCAUAGCAUGAAAGAACAUAUACUGUAAAUUAAGACAAUUUUAAUCAAUUGACAAUAGAUCUUUUCAAGUUUUAUUAUACUUUUUUUAUUUAAUUAGUUACUGGAAUUGUAUUCUUCGGACAUUUUUACAAGUUAUUUAAACUCAUAAUAGGGCAGUAUAAAAGUGAAAAUGUAUACUUAUUGUACUCAUAAUACAACAACGGCAAGAAACCACUAUUAAAAUCCUUAUCAUAAUUAUGUGGUAUCGACGCAGUAAGAUUUUCUUCAAUUUUAUUGCCUGUUAGAAAGAAAUAGAAAAAUUAGAAAAUGUUUAGUUGUCACUCGUUCAUAAAAUGCCACAUCCUCAAUAUACCAUAGAUACUUAAUCCUGAACGCCACGCCUAUCUUGUGCGGCGCGUUACCACAGAAUAACUAAUAGUACUACCAGGGGUGCGAAACUCCUAGCUUCGGGCAAACUCGGCUCCGUUCGGCUCAGCAUUGCUCCGAGCAAUUAUUAGGGUUGGCACAACUUGACGUCCCUUUGCGUGCACGACCACGAAGAUAAUGACCUGAAUUUUGACAACCCUAAAUAGCCGAAAGGGACAUCAUGAUUCGAUCCUAAACCGCUUUCAAACUUCGGUUUUAUAGGAAGUUUCCUUUCUGUACGGUAGUACUAUUAUUUAUUCUGUGGUACUAACGUACAGAAAAUGGCGUUACCGUAAAGGAAUAUUAAACCUAUAUUGGGCCGCGGGCGGCAGAUGACGGCAGGUGAUACCUUUCGCAACAAAAUACCUAUCAAGCUUAUAAAAUAGCACUGUUUCAAUCAUAUGUAUAUAUAGUGCGUUCUGAUUAGUUACCAAUAUGGCGAGAGACCAGGAGUUGAUGUUAUAUUAUUUAUUACGUACCGGUUGUACUUAGAUGAACUUGGAUCAUAUCAAAUUGUCCCGUGCAUAAAGGGACAAAUAAACAUUAAAUCAUUUUACGGUUUAGACUCACUUGUUUUAGUCACUCGCGCGACAUGUUUCGGAGAGCCUAGGUCUCCUUUCUGAAGCACUAAUAGUGCGAGUGGAACAAAUAAACUACAGCUUUGGGAUAGAGAAUAUAGGGAUACGAUAAAAUAGCAUAUAGAAAUGGAUUUUUGUUCAAUACUGAGUGGAACUGUAUUAUCCGAAAUUGUAUUAACCCUUAAAUUAUCGGGUAAAAGAUGAGUUUUAAACAUCAGAUUUUUUUUCGACACUAUUUUGGUAGUUUGAUAAUGUGGCAUAUUGUGAAAUUGUUGCAACUUAUCAACGUUUUACAGGUAGAUUUACGAAAAUUGACGAAAAUAUAUUGAAUGAGUAAAACUGAAUAAUAAAUCCAUUUAAAUUUUAUUCGUGGCAGAUUUCGUGAAGUUACCUAUAAACAUGCAAUACAUUCUCUCCCAUUCAAACUUUCAUUACUUUUGACAGUAGUAAUUAAAUUAAAUUUUCAGUCGUCUCUAAUGAAUUUAAAUGUGGAAUCAGUCUGACAUUCACAUUGGCCUGUCACUGGUUAGGUUAGGUUACCGGACUGAAACUCGGCUAGGGAACUACAGCGAAAACUGUGAACCUUAAUGAUACGAAAUAAGGAUCACUGUUGGACGCGUUCGACGAAAGUUUGUAAGAGAAAAUUGACAACGCGCGCGUAGAAUUUUGAGAUUUUUAGCUUGUAAAGUGACAACCCUAAGAAAGAUGUCAUGCUCCUGAAAUGCCAUAGAGCAAGAAAAAAAAACGAAGAUUGUCGUGCUCCCUGGUAACCCCACUUUCUGUUUUGAAAUUUUCUUUUGGCAGGUUGGUAACAGUAAUACUGAAUGUACAUACUCAAAACUUAGUAUACCUAGAUAGAUUGAAUGUGUAAUUUAAAUGAACUUGGGGUUGCUGUUGAUAAUCUCAACAACCCAACAUAAUUUUUUAUGCUUACCUUUUUAGUAAGAGAGAAUAAACUUGGGAGUCUUAAUAUUCACAUACAUUAUUCAAUUGCAAUUCGGAGUUUGGAAUCAUUGAAAAAAAAAACAUAAAAACUGAAAGUGGGGUUGCCAAGUAGAUUGACAUUAACCAAGAGCUAGCUGAUUUGGUAUUUAUUUUUAAGACAUUAGAGCUCAUUUCUGAUGUUUUUGGCGCGCGGGUUGUCACUUUUCCGCAGUAAUGUUGGCGGUAUCGGUAGAUCAUCGCUAUGAACACUUCUUUUCUAUUUUUACGUAUAUUUUUAUACUACGAUGGAAUAAAUGUUAAUUUUAUUUUGUUAGCAUUAAAACGAAAAAGACAUCGCCGAUAUUUUUAUUUAAUUUAAAUCUUGUUUUUUUAAGUAUCCUGGUAUAGUUUUAAUAAUAAAUUUAUAUUGCUCUUC
Molecule: messenger RNA, 4598 nt
Organism: Cydia strobilella
Lineage: Eukaryota; Metazoa; Arthropoda; Insecta; Lepidoptera; Tortricidae
Gene: Aps
Product: diphosphoinositol polyphosphate phosphohydrolase 2
Exons: 4
Coding region: 354-818 (154 amino acids)
Biological process (GO): diadenosine pentaphosphate catabolic process; diphosphoinositol polyphosphate metabolic process; adenosine 5'-(hexahydrogen pentaphosphate) catabolic process
Cellular component (GO): nucleus; cytoplasm
Molecular function (GO): bis(5'-adenosyl)-hexaphosphatase activity; bis(5'-adenosyl)-pentaphosphatase activity; diphosphoinositol-polyphosphate diphosphatase activity
Source: RefSeq, a predicted model, not a curated record